Arabidopsis lyrata subsp. lyrata is the source of this 2443-nucleotide messenger RNA. RefSeq names its product phosphatidylinositol 4-kinase gamma 4. Lineage: Eukaryota; Viridiplantae; Streptophyta; Magnoliopsida; Brassicales; Brassicaceae. The transcript has 3 exons. Gene Ontology annotation, molecular function: protein binding. The coding region runs from base 562 to 2262 and encodes 566 amino acids. The record is from RefSeq and is a predicted model, not a curated record.
AAACGGUGAUAUAAUGACGAUAUUAACCCCUAAGUCUCUCUGGCUUGGUUUCCACUCCAAGGUAAAAAGUUAUGGAAAAAUGAAUAUUACCGUAAAAGGGUAAAAAUCAACGAAACUGCCGUACACCAUUGACAAUAAUAAACAAAGGAAAAGUGAACAUAAAAGAAGAAGAAGCUUCAUUGUACGCAAAGGAGGUGGAGACACGUGUCCUUCCUACCACUUUCCUUUUGAAAAACCUCUCUCUUUCCUCUAAAGUCUUUGACCAUUGCGAGCUCUUUCGUACGCCAUUGGAUUUAACCCUAAAAACUCUCUAUUAUUGGAUUGGAUCAUCGAUAAAGCUCCACGCCUUGUCCCAAUUUCCUCUUUGGUUCUUUCCUUCUGGGCUUGUUGUUGUUCUUGUUGUUUCUGCAAUAAGAAGAAGAAGAAGAAGAAGAAGAAGCGAUGAAUUUGGGAUUUUAGGGAUUAUUGCGGUUUUUGUAUAUAAGCUUGCGGGAUUUUGUAUCGAAUCCUGUUUUUUUCCGUAACAAUUUCUUAGAUUUCUCCAAGAAUUGAAAAGAAAGGAUGUCAUCAGCUGGUGUUGCGUUAAGUCCGGUUCGUAGCGAGCCAUUGAUUAUGCCUCUGGUUCGUGCCAAUUCUUGUGCUGAUUCUUACCCUGACGAUACCAUCAUGAUUUACCUUACACUUCCCGGGACGGUGAUACCGAUGCGUGUGCUUGAGUCUGAUUCCAUUGAGUCUGUUAAGCUUCGGAUUCAGUCUUAUCGCGGCUUUGUUGUGAGGAAUCAGAAGCUUGUUUUCGGUGGACGAGAGCUAGCUAGAAGCAAUUCUAAUAUGCGUGAUUACGGUGUUAGUGAAGGGAAUAUUCUUCACUUGGUUCUUAAGCUCUCUGAUCUUCAGGUUCUUGAUGUUAAGACUACCUGUGGGAAACACUGCAGGUUUCAUGUCGAGAGAGGCAGAAACAUUGGUUAUGUGAAGAAGCAGAUUUCUAAAAAGCGUGGAGACUUUGUUGAUCCUGAUGAACAGGAACUUCUUUACGAAGGUGAGAAGUUGGAAGACCAGAGUCUUAUUAAUGACAUUUGCAGAAACGAUGACUCGGUUUUGCAUCUGCUUGUGCGGAGAUCUGCUAAAGUUCGAGCUAAACCGGUGGAGAAGAACUUUGAGUUGUCUAUUGUUGCCCCACAAGCAAAAGAUAAGAAAGGUCGUGAAGCUGACAGAAUUGUGCCACCAAAAAAGCUCUCUUUGGAGCCGGUAAUUGUUAACUCCAAGGCUAAAGUACCUCUGGUGGUUAAAGAUAUGAUUAAGUCUGCUUCUGAUGGACUAAAAAGUGGGAAUUCUCCGGUCAGGUCAAGAGAAGGCACGGGAGGAGCUUAUUUCAUGCAGGGUCCAUCAGGCAACAAAUUUGUUGGUGUGUUUAAGCCAAUAGAUGAGGAACCAAUGGCUGAAAACAAUCCACAGGGUUUACCACUUUCGCCAAACGGUGAAGGUUUGAAGAAAGGAACAAAGGUUGGAGAAGGUGCAUUAAGGGAAGUCGCUGCUUACAUUUUGGAUCAUCCCAAAAUUGGAAACAGAUCUAUGUCUGGUGAAGAGAUAGGUUUUGCUGGUGUACCUCCCACAGCUAUGAUUGAAUGUCUGCAUCCUGGGUUUAACCAUCCCAAAGGAAUCAAAACCAAGAUCGGGUCACUUCAGAUGUUUACCGAGAACGAUGGCAGCUGUGAAGAUAUGGGUCCACUUUCAUUUCCAGUUGAAGAAGUUCAUAAGAUUUCUGUGCUGGAUAUUAGACUGGCCAAUGCAGACAGACAUGGUGGGAACAUUUUGAUGACCAAGGACGAAAACGGAAAGCUUGUUUUGGUUCCUAUAGACCAUGGAUACUGCUUGCCUGAAAGCUUUGAAGACUGCACGUUUGAGUGGCUAUAUUGGCCACAAGCCCGGAAACCGUACUCUGCAGAGACUCGAGACUACAUAAGAUCACUGGAUGCAGAGGAAGAUAUCGAUCUACUGAAGUUCCAUGGAUGGAAAAUGCCGGCAGAGACGGCUCGAACGCUCAGAAUCUCAACGAUGCUACUGAAGAAAGGAGUGGAAAGAGGACUAACAGCAUUUGAGAUUGGAACCAUAAUGUGCAGAGAAACACUUAGCAAGAAGUCUCUAGUGGAGGAAAUGGUAGAGGAAGCUCAAGAAGCGGUGCUUCCAGGGACGAGCGAAGCUGCAUUCCUCGAAGCUCUUUCCGAUGUGAUGGAUUACCAUCUCGAUCACUCUCAGGAACACUAAAAUUGGUUCUUGUUUAACUCAAAACUCUGGUAUAUACUCUUUGGUUUGCUUUUUAUAAACCUGUUGGCUUUUGUAUUUUUUAAACUCUUUCAUUUCUGUCAUUCUUUGGACAUGUUCAAGGUGUUUUGUUAACUUCACUCAGACAUAUUUCAUGGUAAUGACAAUUUAAGUGUUUACAAUA